CUACAAGACCAGGUCUCCGUCACUCAGAACAAGGAGUUUGAUCCUCUCGGACCUCUGCCACAUGGAUGGGAGAAAAGAACGGACAGCAAUGGCAGAGUUUACUUUGUGCAUCAUCCAACACGGUCAACGCAGUGGGAGGACCCACGAACACAAGGGUUGUUGAAUGAGAAGCCGCUCCCAGAAGGCUGGGAGAUGAGGUUCACCGUUGAUGGCAUUCCUUACUUUGUCGACCACAACAGGAGAACCACCACCUACAUCGACCCUCGCACUGGAAAAUCCUCACUUGAAAAUGGACCUCAGAUCACCUACGUUCGAGACUUCAAAGCCAAAGUACAAUACUUCAGAUUCUGGUGCCAGCAACUGUCAAUGCCUCAACACAUCAAGAUCACGGUGUCCAGAAAAACCCUGUUUGAGGACUCAUUCCAGCAGAUAAUGAGCUUCAACAACGCUCAGGAUCUGCGAAGGAGGCUCUGGAUCAUCUUCCCUGGAGAAGAAGGCCUCGACUACGGGGGCGUCGCCAGGGAGUGGUUCUUCCUGUUGUCCCACGAGGUUCUGAACCCCAUGUACUGCCUGUUUGAAUACGCCGGCAAAGACAACUACUGUCUUCAGAUCAACCCGGCCUCCUACAUCAACCCCGACCACCUCAAGUACUUCAAGUUCAUCGGACGCUUCAUCGCCAUGGCUCUUUUCCACGGCAAGUUCAUCGACACCGGUUUCUCGCUGCCGUUUUACAAGCGCAUCCUGAACAAGCCGUUGGCCCUCAAAGACCUGGAGUCAAUCGAUCCCGAGUUCUACAAUUCCCUCAUGUGGAUCAAGGACAACGACAUCGAGGAGUGCGGCCUGGAGAUGUUCUUCUCUGUUGACAAGGAGAUCUUGGGGGAAGUCACCACUCAUGAACUGAAGCCAGGAGGAGGAGACAUCCAGGUUACAGAGGAGAACAAGGAGGAGUACAUCCGACUGGUGGCAGAGUGGCGGCUGUCCAGAGGAGUGGAGGAGCAGACGCAGGCUUUCUUUGAAGGCUUCAACGAGGUCCUCCCUCAGCAGUACCUGCAGUACUUUGACGCUAAGGAGCUAGAAGUGAUGCUGUGCGGUAUGCAGGAGAUCGACCUGGCAGACUGGCAGAGAAACACCAUCUACAGACACUACGCUCGCAGCAGCAAACAGAUCAUGUGGUUCUGGCAGUUCAUAAAGGAGAUGGACAACGAGAAGAGGAUGAGGCUGCUGCAGUUUGUCACUGGGACGUGUCGUCUGCCUGUCGGAGGUUUCGCCGACCUCAUGGGAAGCAACGGUCCUCAGAAGUUCUGUAUUGAGAAGGUCGGAAAAGAAAACUGGCUCCCUAGAAGUCACACAUGCUUCAACAGACUGGACCUGCCGCCUUAUAAGAGCUACGAGCAACUGAAAGAGAAGCUGAUGUUCGCCAUUGAGGAGACAGAAGGCUUUGGACAGGAGUGAGAGACACCCGGGGAAGCUGAAACUCUGGGUGCAGGAGUCUGAAGGAAUAAAAUUCACCAGUCAAAUCAGGGAGCCUCCUCAGAGCGGGAGGGUGUUUUGGGAGUUUGCACCCAUACAUGCAUGCGCCUCUAUGGUACUUCUACGGGAGCGUGUGCAAGAUCGUUGCCUGCAUGUCGUUGGGAUUUUUAGGGCGUCCGCCCGGCACACCGAGCUCCCAGCAGGCCUCUCAACGCCCGACUGGCACGAGGAAAAAUUUUGUAUCGUCGUAAACCAAAACACACAAGCUGCUCCUGUCUCUCAGAAUGUUUGCCAAAAUUACGCAUGGGAACCUGAAAACUCGCCCUCCGUGACAUCUGCUUACCAGGACUACAGUAGCGUCUCCUUUCCCUGCACGUGACCGUUUGAUGGCAGGUUGGUCAGAAGAGUCACCGGAUCACAGCGGUAAUGAAUUUAACACAAGAUCGAGGGGGUGUGUUGUUGUUUUUGUUUUGUUUGUUUAUUGGUUUUUCUUUAAAAGAAAGUUCCACCAAAAAAAAAAAAAAAAAAAAAAAGCCACUUUUGUUGUUCUAAUAUUCUUUGUUGGAUUAGGAAGAACCUCACAUUUUUGAUCUGGAUUUCUUUUUAUUGACUAAAGCGGACGAGUAACACGUGGCAGUCUAAGACGUUAGCUUUGACUUGGUGAGUUUCUAAAAAAAGUAGUGCUUCAAAUUAACGCAGAAAUAACAGACAAUCUUGGUGCUUCGGAGAGAUUUGGGAGACACGCCUGCUUUGUGUUCCUGGUGAUACAGUAUUUGAUCUGUGAAUCGAUUUAUGAUUGUGAAAAGUGUUGCAGCCUCCAUGUUUUAAACAAGUGGUGGAGCAGAACUUAAACUGACCCUAGUUUUAUAGGGCCAGAGUUUGCACGCCGUGAUGUGGAAUGGGACAUCAUGGAUUAGAGUGUUCUCCUAGAAACAUGUAAGUUAUUCAUCUUAGCAUCAGCUUUAAAGACAUUUCCCGUCUUUUAAUUCGUGGGACGACAAAAACAAGCUCCUAAAGAAGUCCUUUAGGCAUGAAUAAUGAUUUCUAAAGUGAAAAAACACCAAAACAAAGUCAAACCAAAUCAAUUUUUAAAAAAAUCUUAACAGGCAUUUUGAAUGAACACGUUAAAACAAAUCGCAUGUAGCUCUUCACACACACCAACAUGUAGCAUUUUGAAUUUGAGUGUCGGCUCUCUCGUCUUAUUUUGACUUUUUAAUGCUCAACAGAGUGAAUUAGAAGAAUUUAAAAAAUAUUUAUUUAACAUUUGGUCAAAGAAAGAUGCAGUAUUUAAAACUUUCGUCUUCCCUUUUUCCACUUAAAGGAGCGUUUUACCUCUGUUCCUGUUCCUGUCGGUUGUUUUUACUGAUGGAUUGAAAGUGAAACACUGACACGCGGUGAAAUCAUGUGGCCGAGGAUCUCUUGUUAAUUAUGGAUUCCAAAAACAGCUUGGAUUGAGAACAGAUGAAAGAAAACCUCCCGAUGCUUCACCCUGUGUCGAGUGUGUCUAGAAACGGGAUAGUUUAGCGUCACACACCUGAUCAGCAGUAGCACACUUAAAGAUGAUUAAACUACUAAUUUAUCUUGGAUGUAGAAUGCGGUGGGGGGUUUUGGAGUGAAGUUUAAAUACACACUGAGAAGAGAGGUGUGGUCAACUGAGAAACAGGUGAUGUUAGUCUGACAAAGCACAGCACUUUUAUUUUCUCGCAGCAUGUGAGGCAUCCAGCGGUGUCUGUCAUUAGCCUUCAGGUAGCCUUAUUUCCACCCGUAGACAUCAGGUAUUCUUUAUAACCGGUUUCCCGCACGGGUUGCUUUCAUUAUAAGUUAAUACUCUGGCUUCGGUCAGACCCUCGUAGUCCUACUGUGGAGAAGCAACAAGGACCUGCACCAGUGUGGAAAAAGCUGAAAGACUCGAGCUGGGGGACACGUCGUGACUUCAGCUGGGAUGCCAACUACUGAGACGAAGUUCAAAUAAUGAAUGUAUGAUGAUCAACAGUCGAUUGGUAAAGUUGCCUAUUUACAGUUUCGCCUCAGAUUGUCACCCCCGAUGCAGGAUGUCGUUUUAAUCACACAUUAAAAAUCCCGGGGACAUAUUAGUUAAGCAAUUGUGUAAAUAUCAUAAUUCACCGCUCCGUAUUUGUUGGGUUUUGUUUUUUUUUUUUAAAUCUCGUUUUCCAGGAUACAACUAAACCACUGUCACUCUCCUGUAUAUGAAAAGAAGUUGUAAAUGGUGUCAAUAACAAAUUUUCUUUUGUAAAAGAAAGGUUUUAAUAAGAGGUUUAUGGUAACACUCUAUUUUCUUUUCCUGUUUAAUUUCUGAUGUAAAUGAAAGAUGUGUAAUAUAGAAAUUGUCACCUUAAUAAAUUAAAUCCAAAAAUGC
Stegastes partitus (bicolor damselfish) is the source of this 3847-nucleotide messenger RNA. RefSeq names its product E3 ubiquitin-protein ligase Itchy. The transcript has 14 exons. The record is from RefSeq and is a predicted model, not a curated record. Gene Ontology annotation, biological process: protein K48-linked ubiquitination; proteasome-mediated ubiquitin-dependent protein catabolic process; protein K63-linked ubiquitination. The annotation marks the transcript as partial. Gene Ontology annotation, molecular function: ubiquitin protein ligase activity; protein binding. Gene Ontology annotation, cellular component: cytoplasm. Lineage: Eukaryota; Metazoa; Chordata; Actinopteri; Pomacentridae.